Messenger RNA from Acanthoscelides obtectus, 4603 nucleotides. The record is from the annotation of a GenBank genome assembly. NCBI's taxonomy places the organism in Eukaryota, Metazoa, Arthropoda, Insecta, Coleoptera, Chrysomelidae.
GUACCGACUACCAUCCUGGCAACGACGUUGACAACGAGUUCUGAGAUCAUGGACGCCAAUCUGCUCAAGGUACUUGAGGUUCGCCUAAGAAGAAUCGUUUUGGAAUGCUACGAAAUCGCAUUCGCGCUGUGCAACAUGGACAUGGACGAGUUUGGUGCUGCAAAGCUAUUUGACGUCUUCAACCAAAUCUUCACGACAUCCUUCUGUCUCAACACCGGGUAUUGGCCUUUGUACUCAUCGGUAACAGGCCAGUGUCUCUGCAGCUGUGGUAAAUUUGGAGUGCCUUGCAGACAUACCAAGACCGAAUAUCACUGGAUCGACAUGACACCAGUACAACAUCUACCAGGUGGUCCGAUAUUUUAUCCCAAAGUUUAUGGACAAAUUGUACCUAUGAAUUACGAUUUGAAAAUCAAGUUUCCUGUAGGAAAUGGAUACAGCUACGAUAUUAACUUUACAGUCAACGUGCAGUAUAGCAGACCUGAAGGUAGGCCAGGACGUCGGACGCCGAGGGGCAACAUAGAUCUUGCGAAUGGAGACGUCUACAGCCAGGUCUUCGUCAUGCAGAUCUUUUCAAGGUACCACGCGGUCUCGGAGUACUACCCAGGCGCGUGCACAAUACUCUUCCAACCUAACCCAUUCUGCCAACGGCGCUAUGGUUCUUACUUCAAGGAACUCGUCUGUUUGAAAAACCAAGAUCCACAGCUGUUCAACAUGCAACCUCGCACGCUCUGUUUGGCGAGCUCCCAGGUCCCUCCAUCUUCGUUCAUACUCCACGAGGUCAACGUACCUAUCUUGGUCCUGCCAAACCGUAUAUGUGCCUUUGAACCAAAUCCGAUGUACCGCAGGCGGCAGUAUAGUCGAGGUACAAAGAAUAAAGGAUGUCAGACGCCUUGGAAAUUCUUUGCAGUCAAAGACGAAAAUGAUGCUAGGCGCAGGGAUGUUGCUAGCAUUUGGAGCAGCUUUCCCGAUAGCUCUGAAGCGUUGAGCCAGAAUCUGAGGGAGCUCGCGACGAGUUCUAGCCAAGACUUUAUGGCAGAUCGAUCGGACGACUUCUCAGAGUUGCGAGAUUCAGAGGAAUAUGACAACCAACUACCAACUGGCGGUUACGACAGAGUUAUCAGACGUCGUCAAGCAUCUCCGGUAUAUGUCGUCGUCGAAAACCUCCGCCAAGAGGAUUCUAUUCCAAACCGAGGAGUGAAGAGACGACUUACCAACUCUGCUUCACGGGGUGGUCCUGUUACGCCCAGUAUGGUGGCUGAGUUCACAAUGAGUUGCGAAGAAGCAGACUCAACUGUCAGCGAUAAUAUGGCGCUAUCGAGGCCUUCUACCUCUGGAGUGAGCCACUACAAAGUAUCGCAGAAACUGAAGUCCGCCGGUCAGCAAGAUUAUGCGGAGUUUCUCAAUAAGCAUUUUCCACCUCUGAAACCGGUUGCUCCUAAAUCGGAUAUUGAUGAGGAGUUUGAGUUGAUCGAGACCGUAAUUAAAGAAGAUGAAGAGAAUGAUAAAGGAAAGGCUAACGUUAAGAAAGAGGAAGGACCUGGGGCAGGUGGGAUGGAAUAAUUGAGUUGACUUAUUAAUAUAAACUGCUGGUCAGUCGCUUUGCAACACCAGUUUGGUGGAAGGUAUGGCUAUUAGUAAUGUAUCCUCAUCAAAAUAGAUAUGUACUGUAAUUUCAGAAAUUUCGAAUAUCCUCAUAAGCAUUGAUUAACGUAUGCUCUAAUAAUAUGUCCAACCAUAUGCUGUAUUUGGACGUUCAAAGCUCAUUUCACAGUAAUAUUACCGAACUUAUUCCUUUUUCAAUUUGAAAAGGAGGAACCAUCCAUCAAUCUGCGUGUAACAUUGUUCAUCCGCACAAUUUUUCAACGAUAAUAGAGGAAAUCCUAUAACAUGUGGCAACAGCUCGACAGGUGGCAACACUGGCGGGUAAAGACGGUGGUCGACAGAUGGAUAGCUAUGAACAUAAGUCGUUGGUGACUUACUAUUUUCAUGCAGGCAGAUGGAUUUGAGAUCUUGUGGUGGAAUAUGUUAAUCGAUGUUGGUUGAAUUGAUUUGUUACACAUUUGAACGAAAAUUUUAGUUUUACAUCGUAUUUAGAAAGAGCAACUAAACCUCUAGUUUUAUAUAAUAUAUAUUUUGGAAACGCCACCUUAGUAUUUGUAAAAUAAGGUAUACCCGAUUCCUUCAUAAGAGUAAUAGAAAUUAUCACAACCUAAAUCAAUUUUCGAAUUUGUGUAUUGGUGCCUUAGAUUAAAUUCAGUAUUCAUACACAAUUUGCAUAUUUAUGACUUAAAUCAUAUGAUUGCUAGUAACUAUAGGAAUUAUAAUAGCCAGCGAUCUAGUUGAUAAGCUGGUCCCACAUUCAUACCACGAGCACGGCAAAUACCAAGAUUUAUCUUGCUCAUAGUGGCCGUCAUACGUGACCUAAAAUACAACAAAUUUUAUCCGAUGCAGGUUUUGGCUUAAUGAGUGCAAAUAUUCAGGGAUAUGCUUCAUGAUAUGAAGAAGUAAAUUUCUUUCUACAGAGUAUUGAAUUUAUCUGUUUUGUCUUCAAAAGUACUAUUGGUUACAGCAUAUUAUAAGAUAAUGUAAGAUGACACAUUUAAGUAUAAGAAAUUAUACUAUACGGUCACCAGUGGCGCCAUCGCAAACAUGUUUCGUAAUAUCUUCUGGAAAAAAAUUGGUAGCCUGUUGAUAUUUUUCAAUGUGCAAAUUUUUUGUUAGCAGUUACCAUAUUAUCAUAAUAAUCAAGAAGAUAGUAGCAUAGGGUCUUUAUAUAGAAACCGGAAAAAAUAUUCGCUUUGAAAAAUAUCAUGGAAAAUGAAAAAAAAGUCAAAAGACAUGUUUGUGAGGCGCAACUUUUUACCUGAAAUAUAUAAAAUAGCACCCUGUAGCCAUUACGCCUAAAGUCUCUUCAACUUUUCCUCAUUGAUUUAUUUGAGAAAUCACCUCCUGGGUAUUAGCACAGCAUUAAGAAACACUUUGUAAGUGUAUGUUCGAAAAUCUACAGAUUACAAUAUCCAAAAGACUUUGUGAGUAGUGGUGUGUAAAAUUGACUGAUUUUAAUAGUUUAUACUUAAAUUGAUACAGCCAGAUUCAUGAAUACUCCACUUGAAAAAUAGCAACAUACAUACGUCUUUUAAUAGCCAUCGCCAUAAUCAUAAACAUAAGCAUAGUCACAGUUAUAGGUGCUUAUACAACUGUUUUAAUCAUAGUCAUAAGCAGUUGUCUCUUUUGAAUUUGACAUACUAUUAUGUCCUGCUUGAGAAAGAAAAAAAUAACGAACAACUCAAUAAACAAAGUUGCUUUAAAUCUCCUUGAGUAGUUGAACAAUAAGCAAAAUAAUUAUAACACCAUGAACAGGGCAGUAGGUCACAGUUUGAGUUUGCCAUGUGUCAUAAAAUUGUAGGUUACGUAUGCUGCUAGUUAGCUGUCAAGUAAUAGGUUAGGUGACAGUUUUGACAUAUACACUUGGUUAAAUGACGUUUCAUACGUAUAAUCAUAACAGAAGGCUUCAACCACAUUUAUGAUUAUGGUUAUGGUAAAGACAUAUUGUAUAAACUUGUUCAUAAGGUACGUAUUCCAACUCUUAUGUUCAUGUCUAAUAAAAGGUUGUAUAAGCCCGCCAUAAUUCCUCACAAAUAGCCAAUCAACGAUCAAAUGUAAUAAUAAUCCAUCAAAUCAAUGCCGUUUUUCAAACGAAUGUAUCAGAGCUCUUACAUUUCUCGGACCUACUAGAUGCCUUCCCUAAAGCCUGAUGGGUGGCCUUGAUACGCUAUGUUGCUUCAUAACAGCCCCUAAGACGUUGAAAAUCCGGUCAUUGGAGAAAGCAAUAUUAAUACUACUAGUGGCUCAAUAGUGACCUCAAAGCUAUAAAACGCAAUAUCGUCACAUUUGGAUCAAUGAUCAUUGCAAAAUUUUCAGCGUCUGGGAGCUGUUAAGAAGCCAAAUAUCGAAAACGCUUACAGUUAACAGGCUUCAGAAGACUUAUGCUUAAGCAAGUAGUGAAUAAGGGAAAAUCACUGAUGGGUUUGAUGGUGAGGUAGGAAUUGGAUGCAGAUAUUGAACUCCUCUAUCUGCAACUAAGAAGCUCAUAUUAUAAUAAUAAUAACUGGAAGGAUUAUUAUUUGAUCUGGUUACUUGUUGAGAAUCAAAUGUUUCCAUACACCGUUUUAGAACACUGGCGAUAAGAACAAGUUUUGUUAUCAAUUUGUACGUUGGACUAUAUUUUUUGCUGCUGCUGCUAUUUUAUUUUGUGCUGUACUGUGGAACUUUUUGUGAUUUUCUUAGCUUGAUUUACAUAAAUAACGAAAAUCAAUCAAAUUUUCACACAAUCUUUACUUAGUCUUAUUAGAAUUAAUGCCUAAUUAUGGGAGAUUGUUAAAAACCACAGAAAUUGAAAAAUGUCGAAAACAACUGAUUUUCGGCCUCACCUAUAUGUACAUGUAUGGUAACAUUUGUUACAUUUUAUGUCCCAUAUCACGCUCUGGAGUGUGUACGGCGAAUUAUCAGUGACUUUAUUUUAUAUUCAUGUUUAGCUUUAAAAUAUGCCUAUAUUUGUAUCUGUAUAUCUAAAAAUAUUGAAUAAAGGUACCCAGGUAACUUA